AACAAAAAAGCGGGAGCGGGCUUCUGUGCCAGAAAUAAAGAAUAAAAAAGAUAAAUAUUACAGAAAAUAUAUUUCAUAAGGCAUAUUUUUCCAGUCGUUGGUUGAAUGAGCUGCUUGGGGCUUCUUGCAUUGGCGGAUUAACGAAAUGAAUACGAACGGGUGGUGAUGCUUGGGACUUUGGAGGGAGGCGAAGGUUGUUUAUUGGUGAGUCUUUCUUUCGUCUGACACCGAGGGCUGGGCUGGGGCUUGACUGGCAGACUAAAUAAAGAAACAAAGAUGGAAGCGUCUUGUGUUUUCUGCGGCGGAGGCGGGGUCUCCACCUUGGCUUUGAAGUCCCCAAGCUGCCUCAAUUUCCGUUUUUUGCGCCACAAUGAGUUGAAUUUAUCUUUGAGAUCCAUUUCCGUGUUGAGCAGCGACAAGCGCUUCUUAUAUGCAGCUACUCUCUCAUCUACAUUCCGAUUCCGACUACGAAUCCGGAACAACUCAGAUCACGUAUCCAAGGCCGCCAUUAGUAGUACUAGUAGUAGUACCAAGAGAAGAAGCCGCGGCCGCAACAACAGAGGAGGUGAUGGUGCCAACAACGAGGACCGUAAGAAGAAUCCUGGCCGGACGACUAUUACCAUUACUACUGUUGUUGGGUCCUCGUCUACAUCGGUGGUGGACGAAAACUCGGAGGAUGCGAAGCAAAAACGACAGAAGCAGCAGCAGCAGCCACGUGCGACGAAACCAGUUAACGUGCGCUCUCUGUAUCAGAACGGAGACCCAUUAGGGCGGAGGGAUUUGGGCAAAUGCGUGGUGAGGUGGAUAUGCCAAGGAAUGAAGGCAAUGGCCUCGGAUUUCGCCACCGCGGAGGUGCAAGGGGAGUUCUCCGAGGUGAGGCAGCGAAUGGGGCCGGGUCUCCCUUUCGUGAUCCAGGCUCAGCCUUAUCUCAACGCUAUCCCGAUGCCCCUUGGUUUCGAGGCCGUGUGCUUGAAGGCCUGCACCCAUUAUCCCACUCUCUUCGACCACUUCCAGAGGGAACUGAGAGACGUCCUCCAGCACCUCCAGCGCAGGUCACUGGUCGACAAUUGGCGCGAAACUGAGUCAUGGAAGCUGCUCAAGGAUCUCGCCAAUUCAGCUCAGCAUAGAGCAAUUGCAAGGAAAGUUUCCCAACCAAAGACCGUUCACAGUGGUUUAGGAAUGGACCUUGAGAAGGCCAGGGCUAUUCAGAGCAGGAUUGACGAUUUCACCAAGUUCAUGUCUGAUCUACUUCUCAUUGAAAGGGAUGCUGAAUUAGAAUUCACUCAGGAGGAGUUAAAUGCUGUUCCUACGCCGGAUGAGAGUUCUGAUUCGCCAAAACCAAUUGAAUUUUUGGUCAGCCAUGGCCAGGCUGAGCAGGAACUCUGCGAUACUAUCUGCAAUCUAAAUGCAGUUAGGACUUCUACAGGAUUAGGUGGAAUGCAUUUGGUAUUGUUCAGGGUGGAGGGGAAUCAUAGAUUACCGCCUACUACUCUUUCUCCCGGAGACAUGGUUUGCGUGAGGACCUGUGAUAGCAGGGGUGCUGGAGCAACUUCUUGCAUGCAAGGUUUUGUUAACAACCUAGGGGAGGAUGGCUGUAGCAUCAUUGUGGCUCUGGAGUCCCGUUAUGGUGAUCCCACCUUUUCUAAGCUCUUUGGCAAGAGUGUGCGCAUUGAUCGCAUUCAUGGCUUGGCUGAUGCGCUAACAUAUGAGCGCAAUUGUGAAGCCUUGAUGAUGCUUCAAAAGAAAGGUUUGCAGAAGAGAAAUCCUUCAAUUGCUGUUGUGGCUACACUUUUUGGAGAGAAAGACGAUGUUUCAUGGCUGGAGGAUAAUCAUUUGGCAGAUUGGACUGAGGGAGAACCGGAUGGAUUGUUAUACAGUGAAACUUUUGAUGAGUCCCAGCGAAGAGCAAUAGCAUUAGGUUUGAACAAGAAGCGACCUAUAUUGAUAGUGCAAGGGCCUCCUGGUACCGGAAAGACGGGUUUGCUUAAGGAACUGAUCUUACUUGCUGUCAAACAAGGUGAAAGGGUACUUGUCUCAGCACCUACCAAUGCAGCUGUGGACAACAUGGUUGAAAAACUUUCUGGUAUUGGGGUUGACAUUGUUCGGGUUGGCAAUCCAGCACGAAUAUCCCCUGCAGUAGCUUCAAAAUCUCUGGCUGAGAUUGUGAAUACGAAGCUUGCGAAUUUUCAAGCAGAGUUUGAGAGGAAGAAGUCAGAUUUAAGAAAGGACCUGAGACAUUGUUUAAAAGAUGACUCUCUAGCUGCUGGAAUACGCCAGCUUCUGAAACAACUUGGAAAAACAUUGAAGAAGAAGGAAAAGGAAACCGUGAGGGAAAUAUUAUCAGGUGCUCAAGUUGUACUCACAACAAACACUGGAGCAGCCGAUCCACUGAUUAGAAGGUUGGAUACCUUUGAUCUGGUUGUUAUAGAUGAAGCAGGGCAAGCAAUUGAACCUUCUUGCUGGAUCCCAAUCUUGCAGGGUAAGCGCUGUAUUCUUGCAGGCGAUCAAUGCCAGCUUGCUCCAGUUAUUCUGUCUAGAAAAGCCUUGGAAGGUGGUCUUGGAAUCUCUCUCCUGGAGAGAGCUGCAGCUUUGCAUGAAGGGGUUCUUGCCACCAAGUUAAUGACACAGUACCGGAUGAAUGAUGCAAUAGCCAGCUGGGCUUCAAAGGAGAUGUAUGGGGGAACACUGAAAUCCUCUUUGACUGUCUCCUCUCAUCUUCUUGUAGAUUCUCCAUUUGUCAAGCGCACUUGGAUAACACUGUGCCCGUUAUUAUUGCUGGAUACAAGGAUGCCAUAUGGAAGUUUAUCAGUUGGCUGUGAGGAGCAUUUGGACCCAGCUGGCACGGGCUCCUUUUAUAACGAAGGGGAGGCAGAUAUUGUUGUCCAACAUAUAUUUUCUUUGAUCUAUGCUGGUGUGAGCCCCACAGCCAUUGCAGUGCAGUCUCCUUAUGUCGCUCAAGUGCAAUUAUUGAGGGACAAACUUGAUGAGCUCCCAGAGGCCGCAGGCGUUGAGGUUGCAACCAUUGAUAGCUUUCAAGGCCGGGAAGCUGAUGCGGUGAUUAUAUCAAUGGUCCGGUCAAACACCCUGGGAGCAGUUGGAUUUUUGGGGGAUAGUCGACGAAUGAAUGUUGCCAUAACAAGAGCACGCAAACAUGUAGCAGUGGUGUGUGAUAGCUCAACGAUAUGCCACAACACCUUCUUGGCCAGGCUGCUGCGUCAUAUCAGAUAUUUUGGUAGAGUGAAGCAUGCUGAGCCAGGUACUUUUGGGGGAUCUGGCUUUGGCAUGAAUCCUAUGUUGCCUUCGAUAAGUUAACAUUGCAGGAGUGGAUGGAGACACAAGUAUUCCACUUACGUUAGUUCGUGAUUUUUUGAAAAGGCAGCUGAGGGUAUAGAUUCUUGUUCUCAUUGUCACUGCCUCAUUUCUCUCAUGUACAGUGUUCCCUUCAAUUUAUUCACAGAAAGAAAGUGAAUGUUUCAUGCAAACUCACUACUGAAUCUUGUAAAUAAACAGCAAACUAGGUAUUUUUGACAUAUAUACAAUUCAAAGAGCAUGGUUGGAAUAGGUAAACAGGUGGUUUAAUCCACGCUCCACUGUAACUGUAAUAUCCUCUUAGGAAUAGGAUGGCUUGUAAAAACUGUUACAAAUCCAUGCAUGG
Ilex paraguariensis (yerba mate) is the source of this 3655-nucleotide messenger RNA. The record is from the annotation of a GenBank genome assembly. NCBI's taxonomy places the organism in Eukaryota, Viridiplantae, Streptophyta, Magnoliopsida, Aquifoliales, Aquifoliaceae.